Messenger RNA from Cyprinus carpio (common carp), 3895 nucleotides. RefSeq names its product tumor protein p63-regulated gene 1-like protein. The record is from RefSeq and is a predicted model, not a curated record. Gene Ontology annotation, cellular component: cytoplasm. NCBI's taxonomy places the organism in Eukaryota, Metazoa, Chordata, Actinopteri, Cypriniformes, Cyprinidae.
UUAAAUCGUCGGUAGAGUGGAGCAGGUGGGCGUUCCCCUGCGCAACACAGCGCUGCUGGAACUGAGCGCAGGCACUUUCUACAGAUAUUUGCGGCUCGUUCUCGACGCUUUAGUGAAAUGCUGCAGCUGAAUGACAGCGUAGACCCGGAGAGCCCGGGUGCGGCUGUCUUACACCCGGAGGACUGUGAUGAUGGGCAGGAUUUGGCCCGAGCUGGAGCUUCGGUGGCCUGCUGCACUCCGCUACAGACCCUCACGCCUUUCCAUGUCCACAACCCAACCAUGCAAGCCAAAGUCAAGGAUUAUUUCGUCUUUAGGCCAGGAACGAUAGAGCAGGCGGUCAAUGAUAUCCGCACGGUUGCCUUGCCUUCAGAAGAUGGAGAGGUUCUUAGCGUGUGGCUGCUAGCAGAAAUUGAUCACUGGAACAAUGAAAAAGAGAGACUGGUACUUAUAACUGAGAGGUCUUUGCUGGUGUGCAAAUAUGACUUCAUAAACCUCCAGUGUCUGCAGGUCGUCAGAAUUUCCCUGAACGCUGUGGACACGAUCUCAGUCGGCGAGUUUGAGUUUCCCCCAAAAUCCCUCAACAAGAGAGAGGGCACCGGUAUCCGUGUCCAGUGGGAUAAGCGACCAAGACCUUCGUUCAUGAAUCGCUGGAACCCCUGGGCCACUGACGUACCCUACGCCACCUUCACCGGACACCCCAUGGCACACGCCGAUGAAAAGGUGGCCUCCCUCUGCCAGCUUGAGAAUUUCAAGGCGCAGCUUGUGCAGGCUGUGAAAAAAGCCCAUAAAGACUUCCCCAUCCCGGGACGAGCCAAUGGCGUUCUGAUACUGGAGCGGCCGCUCCUGAUCGAGACGUACCUGGGCAUCAUGUCCUUCAUCAACAACGAAGCCAAACUGGGCUACUCCAUGACAAGGGGAAAAAUCGGCUUUUAACUCCUGAAUUCUCCCUCCAUCUCUCUCAUCCUCCAGUCAAGUGCUGUUUCUGAGUGAUAGCGCUACACUUGAGUAUGUGUGUCCAGUACAUACUACGUGUUUUGUUGUUUGGAUAGCGUGUGAAAUGUGGUCAAUGCAACAGGAUGUGCCUGGAUGAAGCCAUCUAACUCUAUUCACAUGUAGUAAAACAAAAAGCCUUUCUAAUGUGGCUGAAUGGUUUGAAGAAGCAGUGAAUGAAUGACUUCCGGAAGCCCUUUUCAGAUGGUUUAGGGUUCACCUGACCCUGCUCUGCUGACUUUCUUACGGGCCGUUCACACAGAAUGCGUCUAAAAACAUGACACACAACGCUCAUGAAGGUUUUUUUUUUAUUAUUAUUAUUUUUCUAAGUGCAGUGCUGAAUGCCGCCUCCCCCAUGUUGCCGUCAAAUAUAACACGCCAACUUGCUACUGUAAACAAAAACUUGCAACGCUUGCUCCGCCUCCAGGUUCUUCUGAUUGGUCCACUGUUUGGAGCUUUCUCCGAUGAGCGGCGCUGCGUGUUAAAAGUAGACAUUUUUUUAACUUGACAAGGUGUCUUAAAAGCGUGGUGCUCAUGUGUGAGACAUUGCAAAAGACGUGAUUUGCGAAGACAACACGUCCGUCUACCGCGUUUACGUAGAAAAAAACAAUAGAAAAGUAGUGCACUGGAGUGGAAAAAUGCAUACUGUGUGAACGGCCUGUAGUGGAACAAAAGACACCUUUUUUUUAAAAAAAAAUUAACUGGUAACCUAAAUGCAAAAACAUAACUCAAUACACAUGGCAACAUGCUCAAACAAAUAAAUAAAUAAAUGCACAAGAAGCAUCACAAUGACCAUAGUCAUCCGUUUGUGUAUGGCUGUAGUAACAGAGCUUUAAUAGAAUUUAUUUAAUUUAUAAUUUUUUUUUUUAAGCUUAACCACGUCAACACCAAACAGCUAAAGAAUAGGCUGAACAGUCCUGAAACACAGUUUUGUCUGCUAGAUCCAACAAAAAUACAUGUUCAAGAUGCACUGAAUCCGGUGAAAUGCAUUUAAUGCUUGUAUAGUAAAUAAAGAAAAAUAACCUAGUUGCUAUUUGAGGAAAUCAUUUUAGUAUAAAAUGUGAUGUUAAUCAAUCUAGUUGCAUUCUGAACAUUUAUGAUUUCUGGUAAAGCUGCGAUCAAGAUCAGGCCAGAUCUUUUCUACUGUAUUUUGACAUAUAUCUGAGUGUAACGGAUUAACGAUGAAAAAAUAAUUGGUUUGAAUUUGGUUCUAUGCAUGCUUUGUUAAUUGUAUUUGGGGGUGAAACAAUAAAAUGUAUGCACAGAUGAAUUAUUCACAAUACAAUCUAUAACAUGCAUUUGAAAAAUAGAUUUCCAUUUCAUACCAACUUUUAAUACCAGUGGAGUUUGGAGAUUUAAACAAACGUUCAACUACAAAAUGUUUGUGAUUUUUUUUUUUUUUUAGUUGAAUGUAAAUUUCCAUAAUUGUGUUCACAAUUGAUCACAAAACAAAAAUUAUAUAUACAUAUAUUUUACAAAUGAUUUGCAUAAAAAAUUGUUCGGUUUGUUUCAUGAAUGGGGUCCAAUGUGGCUAAAAAGGUUUCGAAACUUGUCAGAGAAAAACUGCAUGCCUUCUGAACAGUACUACUAUCAAAUGACAACUAAGGCUUACAUUAUAUCAAAUGUUUAUUUUACCCUUAACUGCAGUGCUUUUAUAGAGGUUGAAAGUCUCUGAAUAAAGUUUAUUUGGACUGUUACUGAAGAUACUAAUUAUGAUUUUGCUUUAGUACUUUGGGAUUGCAGACAUAUGAGAUCUCUAAAAAUUUUAGAUUUCUGUAGAUCUAGACCGAUGAGUCCUCUAAAUUUAUAUUCAAUACCAUCUGUUCUGUCGUCUUUGCAAAAUGUAACACUUUUGCAUAAAGAAAAUAAAGCUAAAUUCUAUACUUACAUGAGGUCACGUUGCAAUUGUCAAUGUAAUACAGAACAAACACUAUUGAUAGCAUUAUCUUUAAAUGUAACACUGGCUUGGGUAACACACCAAAAAACUACAGCAUGAUAGACAGAUGACAUGCAGUCUCAAGUGUGUCCACCCGCCUGACAUGUAUUUUCACACGUUAAUAUUUCAAAAUGAAUUUCAGGUCUUCUUGUGGCUGCUGUAGUGUACCACUGUUACAUGUGCUUUAUGUUUGUGUGCUUAUCCAUGAUUUAUGCCUUAUUUCUUUAACCUGAAAGACAAUGUUUAAAUCCUGCCUAAGUUACAGAAAGUUACGCUUUUAUUUUUAACCAAGGCAAAUAGAUGGUGUGUGUUUGAUACUGUAUAUUCCUCAGGUGACGUUGGUCAACAGAUUGGCUUUAAUUGAACUGUUUGUUUAAGGAUGCAUGACACGGCAAGGUUGCCUCUGUUGAGCGAUUACGGGUUCUGAGAUUUUAAAGUAUUUUUUUUAUGCAUGUGCACUUUUGGUGGCCAGUGUCUGGAUUUUUUUUUUUUUUUUGUGGCUAUGCUUAUAGAAAUGGUUGUAACUUUGUUGAAAUGAGUCUCGGUUGUUGUUGUUUUUUUUGUUUUUUUUUAAACAGGCAUCAGUUGUUCAGUUUUUUCUAUUUGUAUUUUUGGUUUUAAAUGUAAUGUAAAGUUGUGCAUGAUGAUUAUGCCUGCAACUUAUGUGUACAAUUAGUCAUAGCCUCAAUUCACCAAAAAGAAAAUGUAAGCACCUUUUCCUCUGUACUUAAAAAAAAAACAAUGUAAUUGUUUUUCAAGUGAAAAUGAUUUGCAUACCUAUUCAUCCAUGUUAUUAUAGUAAAAUACUGUUUCUAUCACCCAAAUCAAGCCUAAAUCUGAACUCUUCCAGGUUUCUGUUUAAUUAAAUUUUAGGAAUCAUCUUUAAAGAAUUUUGUUUGAAUGUCAUCACGCUGAUUUAUGUAAUAUAUCCAUCAUGCUUCAAGUAAAAUUAUGGUUAUUUUAAACACU